This is a messenger RNA of Sphaerodactylus townsendi, 1510 nucleotides long. It is a transcript of the gene PSMD6, whose product is annotated as proteasome 26S subunit, non-ATPase 6. Gene Ontology annotation, biological process: proteasome-mediated ubiquitin-dependent protein catabolic process. Gene Ontology annotation, molecular function: protein binding. The record is from RefSeq and is a predicted model, not a curated record. Bases 125 to 1294 code for a protein of 389 amino acids. Gene Ontology annotation, cellular component: proteasome regulatory particle. NCBI's taxonomy places the organism in Eukaryota, Metazoa, Chordata, Lepidosauria, Squamata, Sphaerodactylidae. The transcript is spliced from 8 exons.
CUCUCCUUCCGGUUCCGGGUGGGCGGCUGAGUCACUCCGCGGCCCCGGUUGCUGCUGCUGCUGUCCUGCCGUUCCUGGCGCCCCUGGGACCCGUGCCUGCCUCCGUCUGCCCGCCUGCGCCGCGAUGCCGCUGGAGAAUCUGGAGGAGGAGGGCCUGCCCAAGAACCCGGACCUCCGCAUCGCCCAGCUCCGCUUCCUGCUCAGCCUCCAGCCGCAGCGCCCCGACCCCGCCGUCCGCCACGAGCUCAUGGCCGCCAUCCGCCAGCACGAUAUGGCCCCGUACUACGAAUCCCUCUGCAAGUCGCUUGACUGGCCAGUCGAUACAGACCUGUUGAAUAAAAUGAAAAAAGCGAACGAAGAUGAGUUGAAACGCCUGGAUGAUGAACUUGAAGAUGCCGAGAAGAACUUGGGGGAGAGCGAAAUCCGCGAUGCCAUGAUGGCCAAAGCGGAGUACCUCUGCCGAAUUGGGGACAAAGAGGCCGCUCUGACGGCCUUUCGCAAGACAUAUGACAAGACCGUGGCUCUGGGACACCGGCUAGAUAUUGUGUUCUACUUGCUCCGAAUUGGCCUCUUUUACAUGGACAAUGACCUCAUCACACGCAAUACCGAGAAAGCCAAAAGUCUAAUAGAGGAGGGAGGAGAUUGGGACCGGAGAAACCGCCUGAAGGUCUACCAGGGUCUUUAUUGUGUGGCCAUUCGUGACUUCAAGCAGGCAGCAGAGCUUUUCCUGGAUACGGUUUCAACUUUUACAUCGUACGAACUGAUGGAUUACAAAACCUUUGUGACAUAUACCGUCUACGUCAGCAUGAUUGCAUUAGACAGACCGGACCUCAGAGAGAAGGUUAUCAAAGGGGCGGAGAUCCUGGAAGUGUUGCACAGUUUACCCAAAGUGCGGCAGUAUCUUUUUUCACUCUAUGAAUGCCGGUAUUCAGUUUUCUUUCAGUCGCUGGCCACUGUAGAACAAGAGAUGAAGAAAGACUGGCUGUUUGCACCUCACUACCGCUACUAUGUCCGGGAAAUGAGAAUCCAUGCCUAUAGCCAACUCCUAGAAUCCUAUAGGUCACUGACACUAGGCUAUAUGGCAGAUGCCUUUGGAGUCUGUGUAGAGUUCAUAGACCAGGAACUUUCAAGAUUUAUUGCAGCUGGGAGACUGCACUGCAAAAUAGACAAAGUCAAUGAGAUCGUAGAAACUAACAGGCCCGACAGCAAGAACUGGCAAUACCAAGAAACCAUCAAAAAGGGGGACCUGCUGCUAAACAGAGUGCAGAAGCUUUCCAGAGUAAUUAAUAUGUGAUUUUUAAAAGCACAGAGCACGAGGAGGAGGCGUAACCCGAGACCGUGAAAACAUUUUGGAAAUAAUGUUGUAUCACUUGGUUGUAUUAUAUAGUCAUUGGCAACCAAGCUGUAGUUAGGAUUUUUACAGAUUACUUUGCUACAUUAUACAAUUCUGUUCCAUGUUCCGUUCCGUGUUUUCAGAUCAACUUCAUUUAUUAAAUGUACAGUACAGUCA